Messenger RNA from Theobroma umbraticum, 1192 nucleotides. RefSeq names its product glucan endo-1,3-beta-glucosidase-like. The record is from RefSeq and is a predicted model, not a curated record. Lineage: Eukaryota; Viridiplantae; Streptophyta; Magnoliopsida; Malvales; Malvaceae. Gene Ontology annotation, molecular function: hydrolase activity, hydrolyzing O-glycosyl compounds. Gene Ontology annotation, biological process: carbohydrate metabolic process.
GUUCUCAUUUUCACUAGUCUAUGGCUUCAUUCAAACCAAGAAAUACCAGAGCUUCCAUGGCUGCCAUGUUGCUGCUUUUGGGAUUAUUGGUAUCUCAAACGGAAAUAACAGUUGCACAAUCCAUAGGCGUCUGCUAUGGCAGAAAUGGAGACAAUUUACUUGGAGCAGCAGAAGUUGUAAUUCUUUAUCAAUCAAAUCGCAUUGGAAGGAUGAGAAUUUAUGAUCCAAAUCAGGAAACUCUCAAUGCCCUCAGAGGAUCUAACAUAGAACUCAUCCUUGAUGUCCCUCUUGACAACCUCCGAGACCUUUCUGAUGCUGCAGCUGCAAAUGACUGGGUCCAGAGAAAUGUUGUGUCUUUCUCUCCUGAUGUCAAAUUCCGAUACAUAGCAGUUGGAAAUGAAGUUUCACCUAGUGACCAGCGGGCGGAAUUUGUUCUGCCGGCCAUGACAAAUGUUCACAAUGCCCUAGCAGCAGCCGGUCUACAAGGCCAGAUUAAGGUCUCAACAGCAGUAGCCUCAUCUGUGCUUGGAACAUCAUCUCCUCCAUCAGAUGGUUCAUUUAGUAACACAUCAAGUCCAUUUAUAACUCCAAUCAUCAACUUCCUGGCAAGUAAUGGAGCACCACUUCUUGCUAACAUAUACCCCUACUUGAGCUACACUCGUGACCCGAUUAAUAUUGGCCUUGACUUUGCCUUGUUCACUGCCCCUGGGGUUGUAGUACCAGAUGGUCAGUAUAGUUACCAAAAUCUCUUUGAUGCAUUGGUUGAUUCACUUUAUUCUGCUCUGGAGAAGACGGGAGGGGCUAACGUGAACAUUGUUGUAUCUGAGAGUGGUUGGCCAUCUGAGGGUGGAAAUGCAGCGAAUGUUGAUAAUGCAGGCACAUACUAUAGGAACCUGAUUAAUCAUGUGACACAAGGGACACCGAAAAGGUCAGGUCAGGCAAUAGAAACAUACCUAUUUGCCAUGUUUGAUGAAAAUCUAAAGGCUGCGGGGGUUGAGCAACACUUCGGUCUGUUCCUCCCUAAUGGACAACCAAAGUAUCAAAUAAAUUUUGGCUGAGACCCAAGAGUCCAAUUUAGUGACCUUAAAUGCAUGUCCGACUUAAAUAAGAGUGCCUUGUGUCCUAGUGUGUUAAUUCACAAUAAAAUGUAGCAAAUACAAUUCAAAUAAAUUCUAUCACUACUUUAAAAGGA